This is a messenger RNA of Bipolaris maydis ATCC 48331, 3348 nucleotides long. NCBI's taxonomy places the organism in Eukaryota, Fungi, Ascomycota, Dothideomycetes, Pleosporales, Pleosporaceae. The record is from RefSeq and is a predicted model, not a curated record.
AUGGUCGGCCUUACAUCUGCCGCCGGCGUUGUUGGCUUCCUCUCCGAACCGGACCCAGCCCUGCGCUCAUUCGCCCUCCAGCGGCUGAACGAGGAGAUCGACUUGCUAUGGCCAGAAGUCGCGGGCUCCGUCAGUCAAAUUGAGGCCCUCUACGAAGAUGAGUCGUUUCCCGAGCGCGAGCUUGCGGCCCUGGUAGCGGCAAAGGUAUACUACCAGCUGCAAGAGUACAAUGAGAGCAUGGUCUUCGCGCUGGGUGCGGGCAAGCUCUUCGACAUCCACAAGGCUGCCGAGUUCGAGGAGACAAUACUAGCGAAAUGCUUGGAUACGUACAUCGCGCUCUCAGUCAUGCACAACCCGCCGACACCUGUGAGUAAGGCAAGCCAGGCCCCUCCACAGCUGAGCACGUCAUUUUCGGGAAGCGCUGCUGGCGGUGCCAGUACUUCAGCUAGCCUGGCAUCGCCGAUAACACCUUUCUCCCAGUCUGCGUUACCAUCAAAGUCGCUCCUUUCCAGGGAGGACUCGUCUACAUUUGACCCCACUGUCCCCGGUGGGGGCAAUGCUGGCGUCCCUGGAGCACACCCUACUCCGAUGGUGCUGCAGCGAAACGUGCAGAAGAACCUCCACAGCACUGUAAGGAGGAUAUUCGAGAGCUGCUACGAGAGCGGCAACUAUAAGCAGGUUGUCGGGAUCGCCAUUGAGGCUCGGAAUCUUGAGGUCCUGCGCGAAGCUAUUGUGCGCGCAAGCCAAGAGGGGAAGAAGCAGGGAAAGAAGCCCGCACAGCCGUCUGCGCAGAGCGAGGAUCUGAUGGAAUAUGUUCUCGAUAUUUGCAUGAACGUGGUACAAGAGCGUGGUCUGAGAAACGAGAUUCUUCGCAUGAUUCUGGAUCUUCUCAACGACGACCAGAUACCGAACCCUGAUUAUUUCUCUAUUGCCAAAUGCGUUGUCUACCUCAACCAGCAUGCCCUUGCUUCGAAACUCAUUCGCCAGCUCAUCGAGCGCGGCGACGACAAGUCACGAGCUGUCGCAUACCAGAUUUCCUUCGACCUUUACGAGAACGGCACACAAGAGUUUUUGAGCAAGGUCAUGGAAGAACUCCCUGCCGAAAAAGAGGAAGAGACCCAGAAGCCCCAAUCGACGGAAGCAGGUGAAUCAGACUCUCUACUCGCAAAUGCCGACACCAGCAAUGUCUCGGGCUCCAAAGACUCUGAAUCGACCGAGGACCAGCUCAAGUCUUUCAACUCUGUCCGCCAUAUCCUUCGGGGAACAAAGAGCAUCGAACUAAACCUCGAGUUCCUGUACAGGAACAACCGUACAGACAAGGCUAUCCUGAACAAGGUUCGCGACAGCCUGGAGGCCAGGAACUCCAUUUUCCACUCUAGUGUCACCUUUGCAAACGCUUUCAUGAAUGCAGGCACCACCAACGACACAUUCUUCCGCGAGAACUUGGAAUGGCUAGGAAAGGCAGUCAAUUGGUCAAAGUUCUCGGCGACCGCUGCUUUAGGUGUCAUCCACCGUGGCAACAUUACUCAAGGACAGAAACUCCUCGAACCAUACCUACCCAAGGACAGUGUUUCUUCAGGUUCUCACUACGAGCAAGGUGGAUCAUUGUACGCUCUUGGUUUGAUUUACGCCAACCACGGAAGCAAUGUUCUUGACUUGCUCCUGAAGCAAUUCCAGAAUGCGUCUGAAGAAGUCAUUCAGCACGGUGGUGCGCUCGGUCUUGGUGUCACAGGCAUGGCCACGGGCUCUGAGGAAAUUUUUGAAGCGUUCAAGAACGUACUGUACACCGAUUCCGCCAUCAACGGUGAGGCAGUCGGUCUCUCCAUGGGUCUUGUCAUGCUUGGCACAGGCAACAUCAAGGCACUUGAGGACAUGAUCCAGUAUGCACACGACACACAGCACGAGAAGAUUGUUCGAGGGUUGGCCAUGGGUAUGGCACUCAUCAUGUAUGGCCGACAAGAGGCCGCCGAUGAACUCAUCAACGGUCUCCUAGACGACCCAGACCCAACUCUACGCUACGGAGGAAUCAUGACAAUAGCGUUGGCAUACUGCGGUACGGGUAGCAACAAGGCUGUCCGAAGGCUGUUGCACGUUGCGGUCAGUGAUGUGAGCGACGAUGUACGACGCGUGGCAGUCAUGAGCUUGGGCUUCAUCUUGUUCCGGAAGCCAGGUAGCGUUCCUCGCAUGGUUGAACUCCUUGCCGAGUCGUACAACCCCCAUGUCCGUUAUGGAGCGACAAUGGCUCUCGGUAUCGCUUGUGCCGGAACUGGACUCCCUGAGGCGGUUGAUUUGCUCGAGCCUAUGAUGAAGGACUCUACCGACUUCGUUCGCCAAGGUGCUUUGAUCUCGCUGUCCAUGAUCAUGGUGCAGCAAAACGAGGCCAUGAACCCGAAGGUAGCAUCAAUCCGCAAGCAGUUGGCCAAGGUCAUCGGGGACCGUCAUGAAGACGCCAUGGCCAAGUUCGGCUGCGCUCUUGCUCUCGGUAUCAUUGAUGCUGGAGGCCGAAACUGCACAAUCGGCCUGCAGACGCCGACAGGUAACCUGAACAUGACUGCCAUCGUUGGUAUGGCUGUGUUCACUCAGUACUGGUACUGGUUCCCUUUGACCCACUUCUUGUCUCUCAGCUUCACGCCUACUGCUGUCAUUGGCCUGGACCAGGAGCUUGAGAUCCCAUCGUUCAAGUUCCACAGCAACACACGGCCGAGCAUGUUUGACUACCCGCCUGAUGCUGAGGUCAAGGCAGAGGAGGCGCCAGAGAAAAUCAAGACAGCAGUCUUGUCGACGACAGCCCAAGACAAGCGACGGCGGAUGGUCAAGGAGCGCCAAAAGCGAAGAGAGAGUAUGGAUGUCGACCAUACUCCUGCCACACCAAAGCCAUCGGGCGACGAUGACAAGAUGGACGUUGAUGAGGACUCGAAGAAGGAAGACGGAGACAAGGCCGAGGGAGCACAGGCUGUAGAGGCAUUGUCGAAGAAGAAGGCAGAAAAGGAAAAGGUGGGCUACGAGCUGGAGAACAUGUCGCGUGUGCUGCCGCCACAAAUCAAGUACAUUAGCUUCCCAAGCGAGCGAUAUGUACCAGUAAAGAAGCCAACUCUUGGUGUGAUUCUUCUUACAGACACCAAGCCUUCGGAACCGAAGACGCUCCUUGAGCUCAAGGUAAAGAAGGCUGUACCUGCCCCUGCCCCUGGAGCAUCAGGAUCCUCUGGCGAACAAGCACCAGAAGGCGUAUCAGUAACAACAGCUGCAGCGCCGGUCAAUGACAACAUGGUCUACGAGGGAGAGGCGGAGGCAUCAACUCCGAGCGAGUUUGUCUAUGAAUCGGACACUAACCCAGAUGAUGAUGAGUAG